GUCAGCAGGAUUGCGUGUGUAAAUGAAUGUGAUCUAACCUCAGCACUCGUGGCACGGAGGAUGCGCAAGUAUAUUGCGCAACAUUUCGAGCGCCAGGAUAGCGCGUGCAUCUCAACCGGUGUAUGCGUGUUGGACAUCAGUAAACUGUAGUAUAGUAGCACAGGACGAGAGCGUUUUCCGACCUUUUCGAUGCGGGAAUUCCGGGAAUGUGGUAGUGACCGCUUUAAAGACGGCCCUCUGCUGCCCCUCGUCACCUGAUCGCUGACAUUUAAACGCGCUGCCUGGUUUUUUUUGGUGAACACAAACAACAGACUCCAUUACAGAGAAGCUGCUUCUGUCGUGGGUGCGGGAACGAAACCAAAAGUGUUGCUAUCUCUCUCUCUCUCUCUCUCUCUCUUUCUCUCUCUAAACUUUUCUCUGCAUCAAGAUGGCGCCUGGCCAGUAUGAAAAGAAACCACAGCCUGGUGAUUUGAUUGAAAUCUUCCGUGGUACGUACGAGCACUGGGGCAUUUAUGUUGGAGAAGGCUACAUCAUUCACCUGGCACCACCCUCUGAGCAUGCCCACGCUGGUGCCAGCAGCAUUAUGUCUGUGCUGUAUGAUAAGGCCAUGGUGAAAAAAGAGCAGCUUUGGGAAGUGGUCGGCAAUGACAAGUACAAAGUUAACAAUCUACUAGAUAAUAAAUACGAGCCACGCCCUGUCCAUGUCAUCCUCCGUGAAGCGCACAGUCUUUUGGGGACGGAGCUGCCCUAUUGCGUGUUCCGUGGGAAUUGUGAGCAUUUUGCAACUGAGAUGAGAUAUGGGAAGGCAGAAUCUCGGCAGGUGCGGAAAGCUGUGGAAGUGGGAGCAGGUGUUGGUGUUGCCACAGUCAUUGGUCUAGGAGUGCUUGCUGCUGCAGCAGUCUUUUUUGGCUCAGGGAGCAAGGAGAAGAAGGAAACUCAGUGAAACCUCAGCUGGGAAGACGUUGUAAAGACAAACACCAGCAGGCCUUUGGGCUGGAAGUAAAUUUUCUAUGCAAUAAAUAGCCAAUCACUAGAGAGAUUUGAUUCAGCAAUCCAUUUGGAGUUUAACUAAAGCACAAAACUAUUUCUUAUGAUUUCCUUAUGCUACUGCCAAAAAUAAGAGCUGGUCUCAUCAAUAAGCUACAAGUGUAUAAGCCAAAAGCAAUUUACUUAAACAAAGGGAUUUUGAUAUGGUAUAAGGGAAUAUUAUGUUGCACAAAUAGUUAAAUGGGGUUUGAUAAUGUAGUUCAAGAAUGUAAGACUAGAUACUCGGUCGAAGUCUAAGCAUUAUCAAUGGUUAUAUUAAUUCUCUCCUAAGUGUAAGAAGUCUAAAGGUCAGCACCACACUGUAACAAAAAACCAAAAUGAACCUUGAACCACUGGUCCAGCUUUGUCUGUUACUGAUAAUGAGCUGCUAAUUUUAGUAAUGGGUUGAAAGCAAUGUUUAUUAAGAUAAUAAAGGUAAUAUAAAAUAUAAAAGGAAGCUGAUUCAUGAUCAUGUUUGUAUGUUGCUGUGCUUUGAAAUGUCUGAAUAAAAUCUACUGUUUAAUUACA
This is a messenger RNA of Hemibagrus wyckioides, 1554 nucleotides long. Its product is annotated as phospholipase A and acyltransferase 3-like. Gene Ontology annotation, molecular function: A2-type glycerophospholipase activity; glycerophospholipid phospholipase A1 activity. The coding region runs from base 428 to 943 and encodes 171 amino acids. The transcript is spliced from 5 exons. The record is from RefSeq and is a predicted model, not a curated record. NCBI's taxonomy places the organism in Eukaryota, Metazoa, Chordata, Actinopteri, Siluriformes, Bagridae. Gene Ontology annotation, cellular component: cytoplasm. Gene Ontology annotation, biological process: N-acylphosphatidylethanolamine metabolic process.